Messenger RNA from Fragaria vesca subsp. vesca, 1066 nucleotides. Its product is annotated as F-box/kelch-repeat protein At1g57790-like. Gene Ontology annotation, molecular function: protein binding. The record is from RefSeq and is a predicted model, not a curated record. Lineage: Eukaryota; Viridiplantae; Streptophyta; Magnoliopsida; Rosales; Rosaceae. Bases 155 to 1066 code for a protein of 303 amino acids. The transcript has 2 exons.
CUUAACUGCCGGAAAAGUCUAUCAGAUCUUCAUACCAUCAGGAAAACCAAGGGGACACGUACAGAAUUAAAGUCUUGAUCACCAGCCUUCAAUCUCCUUCUGCUUCUGCAUUUCUCUCCAACAUCAACCAUCUUCUGCCGGGUUUGGAGUCUUUAUGGAGCGAGAUUGGGAAAACUUGCCAAAGCAUCUUUUAGAUUCAGUUGCGGAAAAAUUAUUGAAACCAUGGGACUAUCUGGGGUUCAGCUUGGUAUGUAAGUCAUGGUAUUCUGUAGCAAAGGAUAAUGAAAGCAAACAUGCUAGGAUGACAGCUCCAAUGCUGUUGUAUUAUUCAGGAAGAAAACAGUACUGGAAAUUCUACGACGUAGUUGAUAAGAAGGUCCUUAAGUUCCAAGCAAAAGUGCCAUGGAAGGUAUUUGUUGGAUCUUCAAAAGGAUGGCUACUAUUUGUGCAUCGGAAUAUUAGGGAGAAAAACCUUGGAGUAACUUUAGUAAAUCCUUUCUUGAGGAUUAAAGGGAGGGAAAAUAAGGAAAAAUCGAUUAUUUGUCUGCCGCCACUAACUCCCCCGGGUUGGGAAAAAUGGUAUGUAAAUUGUGAGGAGUAUGUCUGCAAGGCCACAAUUUCAGCAGACCCUAUAUCAAAUACAAAUGACUGCAUUGUUACAGUCAUACAUUUGGAAAGAGGCAAUUUGGCUUUCAUUAGAUUGGGUAAGGAUACAACAUGGACUUAUGUGGAUGAAAGUGUUGAUAAUGCCCUUGAUGAAGACAUUGGCUGCCAGAUGAUUGAAGAAGUUGUCAACGUUGGAAAUACAUUUUAUGCUGUGAAUUAUUAUAGAGAAGUUUUAUGUUAUGAUGUUACUACUGGUCGGACAUACUCAGAUGUAAAGAUGGUUAGACGCGGCAAUUCUCCAGAUUGUAAUAAUAGCAAGAGAUAUAUCUUUGAAGUUGAAGAGAAUCGAUUGUUGAUGGUCGAAAGGUACAGAGGGUAUACAGAAGACGACAUACGUGUGACAAAGAAAUUUAGAGUUUUCGAACUGAAUGUGCAAACGGGUGAAUGGACUGACGGGUGA